AUGAAAAAAAAGAGACAAGAAGAGGAGAAUGUUGCCUUUGAUACAGGGGUGCUGAGGGGUACGCCAGAGUCCUUGGAGGAGAAGGAGCGCCAACUCUCCACCAUGAUCGGUCAGCUGAUCAGUCUGAGGGAGCAGCUCCUCUCCGCUCAUGACGAGCAGAAAAAGAUGGCCGCCUCACAGCUGGAGAAGCAGAGGCAGCAGAUGGAGCUGGCCCGGCAGCAGCAGGAACAGAUCGCCAGACAACAGCAGCAGCUCCUGCAGCAGCAGCACAAGAUCAACAUUCUCCAACAACAGAUCCAGGUUCAGGGUCACAUGCCUCCUCUGAUGAUCCCCGUUUUUCCUCACGACCAGCGCUCUCUGGCUGCCGCCGCCGCUGCACAGCAAGGCUUCCUCUUCCCACCAGGCAUGUCCUAUAAGCCAGGUGAGAAUUACCCCAUGCAGUUCAUUCCAUCCACAAUGGCAGCUGCAGCAGCAUCUGGACUCAGCCCGUUACAACUACAGCAGCUGUAUGCCGCCCAGCUGGCGAGCAUGCAGAUCUCCCCUGGAGCCAAGAUGACUCCCCUCCCGCAGGCUCCAAACUCCUCCAGCCCCCUUUCCCCAUCCGCCCUGAAGAGCGAGAAGAGAGCAUCCAGUCCUGUCUCCCAAAUUAAGGAGGAGGGAUCCACACAGCCAUUGAACCUCUCAGCCAGACCCAAGACGGCCGACUCACUCCGCUCCUCAACAUCCCCGACACACAGUCUGUUCCACGGAAACAAGACCAGUCCAUCAGGCAUGGGAAAGGGCCGCAUCCCGAGCCCCAUCUCCAGCAUGGGCAGGAACACCUCUCUGGACAUCCUGUCCAGCCUCAACUCCACGGCGCUGUUCGGGGACCAGGACGCGGUGAUGAAGGCCAUCCAGGAGGCGAGGAGCAUGAGGGAGCAGAUCCAGAGGGAGCAGCUCCACCACCAGCAGCAUCAGCCGAGUCUGGAGGCCAAACUGUCGGCACUGAGCAGCAUGAGCCUGAACAACGGCAACAAGGAGCGGCUGCACUACGAGACGCUGAGCCAACACCUGGGGAAGCUCGGGGAGGACGCCGGGAAGAUGGUGCACCGAGUCAUUGACCUGACGAGGCCAGAAGAUCUGGAGGGGAACAGCGUCAUGGAGGCGCGAGUGUUCAGGGAGGCGCGGGGCAGGAACACCGCCGAGCCGCACAUCAAGAGGCCCAUGAACGCCUUCAUGGUGUGGGCCAAAGACGAGAGGAGAAAGAUACUGCAGACCUUCCCUGACAUGCACAACUCCAACAUCAGCAAGAUCCUGGGCUCUCGCUGGAAAGCCAUGACCAACCAGGAGAAGCAGCCGUACUACGAGGAGCAGGCCCGCCUGAGCAAGAUCCAUUUGGAGAAGUAUCCCAACUACAAGUACAAGCCGAGGCCCAAGAGGACCUGCAUCAUCGACGGCAAGAAGCUGAGGAUCGGAGAGUACAAGCAGAUGAUGCGGUCACGCCGUCAGGAGAUGAGGCAGUUCUUUGUGGGGCCUCAGCCCCCGAUUACUCUCGGCAGCAGCCCUGGCGGUGUAGGAGUUUACCCAGGCGCCAUAAGCAUGGCGACGACAGCCACCCCAUCCCCACACCUGACCUCAGACUGCUCCAGCAACUCAGCCAGCCCCGAACCCGCCAUCCCCGUCAUCCAGAGCACGUACGGGGUGAAGUCCGAGCCCGGCGGGGGGAGCAACGGCGGCGGGAUGGGAGCGCUGGAUCUGCCCAGCGACCCCGCCAACGGAGACGACGACAUGGACAUGUACGAGGACUUUGAGGACGAGCCCAAGUCAGACUAUAGCAGCGACCACGAGACACGGGAGGCCGUCAGCGCCAACUGAGCGUGCUGUUGUAAAAAAAAAAAAGAGGAAAGGAAAAAAAAAAACUCCUGUUACUCUCAGAGACACCUUUUAAAAAAAACAACACAGUUUAUUACAGAGACCUCCAGGCGGACUUUCAGGACAUGUACUGAGCAUGUCCAGACAGGAUUUAAACUCAGAGAACAUGCUCAGAAAGAUCUCGGACAGUAUGUUGAUGGAUACCCGUGUGAAGAGGAAGAAGAAGAAGAAGAGGAAGAAGAAGAAGAAGGCUGAUGGGGAAAAUGUGACCUGAGAAAAGCACCCUGAACAGACUGAAAGACAUCCAGCUGAUGAUAAACUUCAGCUUCCUACACUUUGACAAUCUUACAGAAUAAGAAAGAGAUAGAGAGGAAGACAGAGCGAGAGAGAAAGAGAGAGAGAAGAGAAGAGAAGAGAAGAGCGAUGAACACAUUGCUGUGUGGUUUGUAAAGAGCAUGCAUGGAUUUUGAAGCAUCAGGAAUUUGGUCUUCAACAGCUAUUUGGUCUUAAAUGUUUAAGGAGUGAUUUAGUUUUUAUCAUUAUGUAUUUACUUUUUGUGGGUUUUUAUUUCCUCCUCCUUUUUGUUUUCAUGUUUUUUUGCGUUCUCUCGACUCUUUCUGACAGGUCACUGCCUGUACAAACUCUGGACUGUCAGAACUUGAAAUUUUAAAAAGUUUUAAUAUAAAUCCUAGCUAUUGUAAUCUUAUAGUCUUACUUUUGUUUCUUACCA
Messenger RNA from Notolabrus celidotus (New Zealand spotty), 2581 nucleotides. RefSeq names its product transcription factor SOX-6-like. The coding region runs from base 1 to 1854 and encodes 617 amino acids. Gene Ontology annotation, cellular component: nucleus. The record is from RefSeq and is a predicted model, not a curated record. NCBI's taxonomy places the organism in Eukaryota, Metazoa, Chordata, Actinopteri, Labriformes, Labridae. Gene Ontology annotation, molecular function: RNA polymerase II cis-regulatory region sequence-specific DNA binding; DNA-binding transcription factor activity, RNA polymerase II-specific. Gene Ontology annotation, biological process: central nervous system development; cell fate commitment; positive regulation of chondrocyte differentiation. The transcript has 12 exons.